Messenger RNA from Drosophila navojoa, 1722 nucleotides. Its product is annotated as UDP-glycosyltransferase UGT5. Gene Ontology annotation, molecular function: UDP-glycosyltransferase activity. The record is from RefSeq and is a predicted model, not a curated record. NCBI's taxonomy places the organism in Eukaryota, Metazoa, Arthropoda, Insecta, Diptera, Drosophilidae.
UGGGCAAUCGCACGGCCUACGAGAUGCUCUUAUUCCGACUAUUCCUUUCGCUGUUAUUCUCCGCACUGCCACAGCUCCUUGAUGGUGCGCGGAUUUUGGCAAUAUUUCCUUUUCCGGGACCCUCGCAAUACAUCAACGUCGUGCCCUAUCUGAAGGGCCUCGCGGCUCGCGGCCAUCAGGUGACAUCGGUGAACGCCUUUCCCCAAAAGAAGCCUGUGGAAAACUUCCAUGACCUUGUGGUUCCUGAAGUCUUUCAGUCCUACGAAGAGAUCAUUGCUGAUCUGGACAUCAGUAGAAAUUCGUGGCAGGAGAACAGUUUCAUAAACGACUUUUUUCUGAGUGUCACCAAAACAGUGCUGCAGAAUGCGAAGGUGCAGCAGGAGCUGCUGCAGCCCGGCAAGGCUCAGUUCGACUUGAUCAUUGUGGAAGCCUUGCGCACCGAUGCGCUCUACGGUUUCGCAGCGCACUUCGAUGCACCGAUCAUUGGCAUCUCCACAUUCGGCACGGACUGGAACAUCGAUGAGCUGGUGGGCAACACUUCGCCGAUUUCCUAUAUACCGCUCGUUACGGUCGGACUGACCGAUCACAUGACCUACUGGGAGCGAGUGCACAACUUUGUCGAGACUGCCAUAGCCUGGCUCAACUGGAAGCUGGUCUAUGUGCCGCUGCAGGUGAAGCUCUACGAGCAAUACUUUCCACACAUUGCCCAUAAGAAGCCUUUGGUGGAGUUGAGCAAGAACUUUUCGCUGGUGCUGCUCAAUCAACAUUUCUCGCUCAGUUUCCCCCGGCCGUAUGUGCCCAACAUGAUCGAGGUUGGGGGACUGCAUAUUGCUCACAAGCCGGCGCCCUUGCCCAAGGCGAUGGAGGAGUUCAUCCAAGGCGCCGGCUCGGCAGGUGUUAUAUACUUCUCACUGGGCUCGAACAUCAAGAGCAAGGACCUGCCAGACGAGCGCAAGCAGAUGCUGCUGCAGGCCCUGGCAAGUCUGCCGCAGCGUGUGCUCUGGAAGUUCGAGGACGAUCAGCUGCCGAAUAAGCCCCCGAAUGUGUUCAUCAGCAAAUGGUUCCCCCAGCCGGACAUCCUGGCGCAUCCCAAUGUGAAGCUCUUCAUCACCCACGGCGGCCUGCUGAGCACCAUCGAGAGCAUUCACCAUGGCAAGCCGGUGCUGGGGCUGCCUUUCUUCUACGAUCAGUUUCUGAACGUCGAGCGCGCCAAACAGGCUGGCUUUGGGCUGGCUCUCGACCAUAAGGAGAUGACAGGCGCCGAGUUUGUCCACACCAUAAAGCGCUUGAUCAAUGAGCCGAAAUUUAGCGAAACAGCGAAAGUAAUGUCGGCUCGUUACCGAGAUCAGCCCAUGAGUCCGCAGGAGACGGCCAUCUGGUGGACGGAGUACGUGCUGCGGCACAAGGGCGCUCCACACAUGCGCAUCGCUGCCCAGGACCUGAGCUUUGUGGCCUAUCACAGUCUGGAUGUAGUCGGCCUCUUCGUGGGCGUGGCCGUGUUGAUCCUAGUGAUAAUAACUUACCUGUUACAGAAGCUGCUGUGCAGUCGGGGGAAUGCAGGAAAACAGAAAUUGAAGAGUCAGUAGAUACUCCGUAAGCACAUUAGAUCAAUUGUAGCUAGAAGCGGGCGCCAUAGAUUGCGUUUUAUAUAAUUUAUGUCUGCUCAAUGUUCAAUCUUUAUUUAAAGUUGCCAAAAUAUAAUUGGAUUAUAUGGGUAUAUAA